UCGAAUUUUUUUUUCUUUUUUUUUUGUUGAACGUUGAUAAUGAUAAGAACAAUUUUUUUCAACUAUUCAACUCUAAAAAAAUCUGUAAAUUGUAUAAUAUUUAUACAUUAUUAAUACUCUAACUCGCAGCAGAAGCCUUACCGUUUAAUUUCCUUUCAAACUUAGAAAUGGGCGACAGUAAAGCAUCUGCGUUACCUUUCGGCCCACAACCCGGCGUUACAUAUCCUAUCAAAGUUACAUAUUGCGGUAACUGUAGCUUACCUUUAGAAUACUGCGAAUAUUACCCAGAAUACGAUAAAUGUAAGGCAUGGUUGCAACAGAAUUUACCAACGGAAUUCGAGAGACUAGUCACCGUUUCAGGCGGUUCAGUAGACGAUGAAAAUAGCGAAGAGAAGAAACGACAGAAACGAGGAGGAAAAGGUAUGAUAAAAACGAAGAAAAAAGAAAGCCCGAAACAAGUCUGCGUCUCGAGAGCGACCAGAGGAAAGAAGAAAUCGGUGACGGUGGUGACCGGAUUAAGUUCGUUCGGAAUCGAUCUAAAAGUAGCGGCUAAAUUUUUCGGUACUAAAUUCGCCUGCGGGUCUUCGGUCGUCGGCGAAGAUGAAAUUGUUAUACAGGGUGACGUUAAAGACGAUUUAUUUGAAAUUAUACCCGAGAAAUGGCCCGAAAUAGACGAAGAUUUUAUCGAAGAUUUAGGUGAUCUCAAAAGAUAAUAAAAAUACCAUUUGUGUGAUAUGUUUUUCUUUUUAUUACGUCUUACUGAAUCAUUUAAACGAACGCGUGUGUUUUUUUUUUGAUAUUUUUGUAAAAAAAAAUGAUCAACAUUGUGAACUACAGUUUUGUUGAGUUGUACAAGUUUUAAAACUUAUUUAUGUUUUUUUUUUUCAAUAAAUUUUCGGCUGAAUUGAUA
Messenger RNA from Planococcus citri (citrus mealybug), 910 nucleotides. It is a transcript of the gene DENR, whose product is annotated as density-regulated protein. The record is from RefSeq and is a predicted model, not a curated record. The transcript has 3 exons. Bases 168 to 713 code for a protein of 181 amino acids. Gene Ontology annotation, molecular function: translation initiation factor activity; mRNA binding. Gene Ontology annotation, biological process: translation reinitiation; formation of translation preinitiation complex. NCBI's taxonomy places the organism in Eukaryota, Metazoa, Arthropoda, Insecta, Hemiptera, Pseudococcidae.